Molecule: messenger RNA, 3402 nt
Organism: Sinocyclocheilus grahami
Lineage: Eukaryota; Metazoa; Chordata; Actinopteri; Cypriniformes; Cyprinidae
Gene: dok4
Product: docking protein 4
Exons: 9
Coding region: 534-1532 (332 amino acids)
Biological process (GO): cell surface receptor protein tyrosine kinase signaling pathway
Cellular component (GO): cytoplasm
Source: RefSeq, a predicted model, not a curated record
UUUUGUUGUCUGCUGGAGCUGGAGACAGACAGCUGAGAGUGAAACAGCCGUGUGUUCUUGGUGCUUGAAAUUCAGACGCGCUGCGCGGCGUCUCGUCCCGAAACCCAAGACGACAACCAAGAAGAGUCACUUGGAUUACCGUCAGCAGGUCUAAAGCCCGAACACAUUUUUUUCCAAGAAAACUUGCUGGGGGUUUUUUUCUCUCUCUGUUGGGACACAGGCAAAAAUCUCGCAUUUUCACCUUUUAAAAGCAGCAGUCUUCUCGGAAGGGGCCGCACCUUCAGCUGAACAUCAUCCAGUGAUCAUGCAGGAUUGAGGAGACACCAAGAAUCCUGUUGGUGAACCUGGUCUGAAGAUCUACAUGACCUUCUGGACGUGAAGUUCCAUAAAAGUUGCAGAGCAGACAAGAUCAAAGAAGACUGGAAGACAAGUGAACGAAGGAGGGAAGGAGUUGUUUGGACUGGCUGAAGGGGGAAACCGAAGGGCUGGAUGCAAGCCUUUAUUCAUUCUAGAAGUUCCCAGUUUCCUCAGAGAUGGCCUCCAAUUUCAAUGACAUUGUCAAGCAGGGCUAUGUCCGCAUGCGGAGCAGGAAACUGGGGAUCUAUCGGCGCUGCUGGCUGGUGUUUAAGAAGUCGUCCAGUAAAGGACCUCGCAGACUGGAAAAAUACCCUGAUGAGAAGUCAGCCUACAUCAGAGUCUGUCCUAAGGUGACAGAGAUUAGUAAUGUGAAGAACAUCACAAGAUUGCCUCGUGACACGAAGCGGCAAGCCGUGGCCAUCGUCUUUACAGAUGACACCUCUCGAACCUUCACCUGUGAAUCAGAGCUGGAGGCUGAAGAGUGGUUUAAGACCUUGUCUAUCGAGUGCCUGGGGACACGUCUGAAUGACAUCAGUCUUGGGGAACCAGACCUCCUGGCCGCUGGAGUUCAGUGUGAACACACAGAGCGCUUCAACGUGUUCCUGUUGCCCUGCCCCAAUCUUGACAUCUACGGAGAGUGUAUGAUGCAGAUCACGCAUGAAAACAUCUACCUGUGGGAUAUUCACAACCCUCGCACCAAGCUAGUAACCUGGCCGCUUUGCUCGCUGCGGCGCUACGGACGGGAUGCUACGCGCUUCACCUUUGAGGCUGGCAGGAUGUGUGACAGUGGGGAGGGUCUGUACACUUUCCAGACACGGGAAGGAGAGCAGAUCUACCAAAGGGUUCAUUCUUCCACUCUAGCUAUUGCUGAGCAGCAUAAGAGAGUCCUCAUGGAAAUGGAAAAAAACAGCAAGCUUUUAUCUAAGGGUUUAGAGGGGACUUCCUACCCCUGCACCCCGACAGCAAUCUUACCACGAAGUGCUUUCUGGCACCACAUCACCGGAUCACAGGCUGGGGUGGACACUGCCAACGGUGACAUCUACGGUGAUACUCAACCAGGAGUGGACACUGACCUCUUCUCUAAACGCCUUCCUCCAGAACGACACUCAACCCUUCCUGUGGGCCACGGCUGCCCUCAACCCCCGACGCACUACCCCACGUACCCCAUCGAGUGAGCGGCUUUUAGCAGCAAUGAAACCUUCCAGAUUUUCACCUCUUGACCUCCCUCCACACUGCACUCUGCCCUAAGUUUUUCCAUCAGCUCUUCUUCAGCAACGGAAGAUCCGUGCUGUCAUGCUGCCUCAGUUCCCCCUGAGCCUGCCAGCGACGCUGAGGGCACUUACUGUGGAAUGAGGGAAUGCACUGUGAAGCUUGAAGCGCUUCAACUGGAGCAGGGCUCACAUACCCUUAAACCAGACACAAGAGAUGCGACAAAAUGUUGGAACUGGCUCAGUUGCCUUCACAGUGCCAAUAUGGUCACUCUUGCUGGGUUUCUGCGGAAGUAGAGACUGUACUGUAGGUUCUUCUCAAUAUUAUCUCUUAUUCUAACUCUAAUCUCAUGCACGCUCUUCAACCCUAUGCAUGUCCCCCAAGGUAAACAAUUACGGAAGAGCUACGGAGGGGUUUCUUAGACUCCUGUAGAAGCCCCAACACAAGAGGGUGUCCAGCAAACCACAGCAGCCCGGAGGAAGGGCCGUAAGCACUUCUGCUCUUCAGUAAGAGUAAUCCAAAGCGUGCUUUGAUCAGAUGCUUUAAUCAUGUCUGUAAGACUUCCCAAGCCCAGAGGACUUUGAGGAACUGGGAGCACUUUCUGAAAGUGUCAUUUCGUAUGGUCGUAUAUUUUGUUUCUCCUUUUCCCUUUCUUUAAAGUGACUUAAAUGGACAGUUCUGAUGUGCAAACUGUCUGUCCAGUCUCUGUCGUGAGAUGAAGAAAGCCAUUUGGACAGAAGUGAGGGUUUGACUAGCUCAUGUGCUUCGUUCUCUGGGUGGUCUUUUCAGAGAGACUGAUCCACCAUUUUUUCUGGAAGAUGUCGUGAGGGUCAGAGAUCAACGAAUAGAUGGGAACAAAGAUUAUGAUUAUACCCAGCUGAGGUGGUUUAAGGAAUUAUUUAUUUAUUUAUUGAAGUUUACCAACAAAGCACAAGACAAAUUGCAGUGUAUAGCAGUAGGUUUUCUUUAGCAGUUCAGCAAUUCUGUAUGUAAAAUGGUUUAUACUAGCACUGUAAAAGAGGAGAAAAACAUCUUAAAUAAGGUGGUAGGCCUCACACGAGACAUGUUUCUGGAUUUCCAUGCUUGUCAACUAUUUCCAGUAAUUUCCAUGAAAUUAAGGGUAUCAUUAUUGCUUUCAUAUCUCAGCAGACAUUUAUAUUAUGUGGCUGUAUCGUGUUUUCAGUCAGCUACACUUGUUCUGUUUUUCUCAUGCUGUAGCUCUCAAUUUAAAACCCUGUGUGUUGGAGCGGUUAGUGCACAUUGCAUAAUGAGCUGGGCUGCUUUGAGUUUGAUCAAUCUGAUUGACUAGCAUGGUGAAGCUGGUUAACGGUUUCCAGUGGGCCCUAUUUGUUUAUCCUUCACUCCCUGUACUCUCUCUACUAUCCAUAUAAAUAAGUGACAUAAAGGUCAAAAUUUAAAAAACACUCAUAUGUCUGGCACAGAAUUAAUUUGGUUGUAUUCUCUGAUUGAGCUACAGUCCUGAGGGUUUGACUACUUGUAGCUUUAUUCAUUUUAUACAUACAUAGUCGUUCAGUGCUGGGAUUUAUUAGCUCACGUCGUAUGUAUCCUUAAAAGGGCUUGAGCUGAUCUGAUUGUCAUGAUUGUACACAUUGAGGAAAAAGAAAAUAGUUUUUUCAGGUUUCCUUGCAGACAGUUUUAAAAAUUUGUGAAAAUAUUUUUUAGCAGUACAUAUUUCAACAGCUCUUCAAAGAUAAGCACCUUUCAUUUAAGCUUUACUUUUUUACCAUGUCUAAUUUUCAGUUACUCUCUAUGAUGUAGCCAAAAUAUGCCCACAUAUAUAAAUGUACACUACCAAAUGUAUGGGGCCAAAUGUAA